GUUUGCAAAGAUCUUCGUUAAGCGCGUAGAGCGCGUAGCAGCACCGGAAGUCGAGAGGUUCGUACGUUGUGAUAUCUGCCAGCGAUCUACAAGCCACGGUGCUUAGCUCUGAUGCGAAAAUACAUCGUUGGUCGAGAUUUCGUUUGACACCGACCAGGGCCCCAGCCGCUAUGCAUAUCGAUGCAGGCGGCGCGCCUACCUAAGGAAAACGCCGUACUGGGUAUUGGGUGCUGUGCCUCAUCAGGAAUUCGCGCAUAUGAGCACAGUAUGCCUCGAGGACUCUGCGGAUCUACAGACAAUCGUUAUCAAUUCAAGAACCAAACUUUUAUAAUACUCGGGGAUUCAUAGUAGUCAAGAACCUUACUGUGAGAUCAGGCAAGGAUCACGUCGAAGCACAGGAAUUCUGUGGCCGUCAGUCUCGCCAUGGGGCUCGUGGGCUUGUUCAGCCUUCUACUACAUCUCCAGACAAUUCCAUCCACGCGCAUCAUACCGGAGACAUCCGAUGAGGACUAUCGGAUGCGCUCAGAGCCCCAGUAUCCUAUCCUGAACGAGAAUCCUCCAUCUUACACCACCUUCAACGUACCCGGAGAAAUGGAUGGUUUUCGACCGCAUAUCUGGCAAACUACUGGUCCGAAGCCAAUCUCGGAAGAGCAGGCAAGCGACAUUGCCUCAUAGCGCGAAAAACACCCAAUAUUCUCCUCUGUUCUCAUAAUAGACGAGUAAGGAGACAGCUUCGUCAGCGAGUACUAUGCAAAUCGAACCGAAAUUGUGGACCUUUUCUUGCG
Molecule: messenger RNA, 785 nt
Organism: Aureobasidium subglaciale EXF-2481
Lineage: Eukaryota; Fungi; Ascomycota; Dothideomycetes; Dothideales; Saccotheciaceae
Exons: 1
Coding region: 424-675 (83 amino acids)
Source: RefSeq, a predicted model, not a curated record